AUGUCGCGAACUCAGGAAAUCUCGGCGCUGUCGGUGGAUGAGCCACCGUCUUUCCAUCUCAAAUUCAGAACAGCCAUCCGUGGAGAGGAAGUCUCGAAUGCCUUCGGAGCGGAUGAGGAAAUCAGCCGAGAGACUGCUCUGACAGCACUGACUGCGGCAGAGGAGCGGAAGUUGAUCCGCAAAGUCGACUGGCGAUUGCUACCUCUUCUGUCAAUGCUGUAUUUGAUGAAGAAGAUUGAUGAAAACAAUGCCUCCAAUGCUCGCAUUAUGAAUAAGGGAACGAAUGAAAACAUACUGACACAACUUGGAAUCACCUCCGACCAGUUCGGCAUGAUUAGCAUCCUAUAUACCGUCCCUUACAUUUUAGCAGAGAUUCCGUCAAACUUGGUCUUGAAAAGAAUCAGUCCUUCCCGGUGGCAGUCAAGAAUUAUGAUAACCUGGGGCCUUAUCACGGCUUACACCUCCGCAGUAACCAACCUGGCAGGACUCUACACCGUGCGUUUCUUACUUGGACUGGCAGAGGCGGGGAUGUUUCCCGCUAUCAUCCUCCAGCUCACCUACUGGCUAUUCAUAGUACAGGGAGCUCUGACCAUCGUGCUUGCGUUUGUGGUCUGGUUCUUCCUGCCUGAUUUUCCUGCGACAACCAAAUGGUUGUCACCGACAGAAAAGGCUUUCCUACAAGCACGACUACCUCAAAAAUCUCCAAGGGCUGUCGAAAGGAAUUUCGUCUCCAAGGAGAUUCUCAUAACGCUCCGCGACAAGAGGCUGUGGCUUUUUACGCUCAGCUGGGCUCUAAUGACCACCGGUAGCAGCGGCGUCAAAUUCUACCAGCCAACCAUCAUUUCCAACAUGGGUUUUAGUGGUAUUACUACUGCCCAGAUUCUCAAUAUACCCAUGUCAGUCGUCACGAUUGCUCUCCUUCUGGGCUCCGGAUGGGCGUCCAACAAAGCAAGAAUUCCGGUCCCUCUAUUUCCGAUUUUCAGUUGCGUCAUCACUGUGGCUUGCUAUUCCGUUCUGGUUGCCUAUCCUCACGACAUCGGUGUCUACAUUGCCAUGAUUAUCGGGAAUGCAUUCUCUAUCGCCUGGUUUCCUAUGAUGUGGUCGUGGCGUUCUCAAACUGUGAAUGGAGCAACGGGUUCUGCAUUUGCUAUCGGUUUCGUGAACAGUUACGGACAGAUCGGUGACGCUAUUGGGCCGCAGAUGUUCCAAGAUGUCUAUGAACCGCGGUAUCAGCUGCCAUUUGGGCUUGCCAUGGGACUUGUAAGUCUUUGCGGGUUGACAAAUGGCUAUACCUGGUGGGUUACGCGUCAAACGGAAAGAGAUACGAGGAGACACAAGCUUGCCAGACUGCAAGCAAAGCUUCAAAAUCAGGCCGUUCUCGACGACGUGACUGAUGUUGAUCUGAAGAGAGACGCAGCUUGA
This is a messenger RNA of Colletotrichum aenigma, 1422 nucleotides long. RefSeq names its product MFS transporter prlL (gene prlL-13). The coding region runs from base 1 to 1422 and encodes 473 amino acids. The record is from RefSeq and is a predicted model, not a curated record. Gene Ontology annotation, cellular component: membrane. Gene Ontology annotation, molecular function: transmembrane transporter activity. The transcript has 9 exons. Gene Ontology annotation, biological process: transmembrane transport. NCBI's taxonomy places the organism in Eukaryota, Fungi, Ascomycota, Sordariomycetes, Glomerellales, Glomerellaceae.